Molecule: messenger RNA, 5283 nt
Organism: Carassius carassius (crucian carp)
Lineage: Eukaryota; Metazoa; Chordata; Actinopteri; Cypriniformes; Cyprinidae
Product: protein FAM83H-like
Exons: 8
Coding region: 130-5283 (1717 amino acids)
Biological process (GO): protein localization to cytoskeleton; positive regulation of cell migration; intermediate filament cytoskeleton organization
Cellular component (GO): keratin filament
Molecular function (GO): keratin filament binding
Source: RefSeq, a predicted model, not a curated record
UGUGUGUGUCCUCUUCUUCAGCUGGAGUUGAAAGUUAAAGCGUCAGUCGUUCGUCAUGACGGUCUGACAUCGAUGAAGGGAUUUUACACAGGGAAUUAAGGGGAAACGGCACUUUAGACUGGUGUAAAUAUGGCACAUCGUUCCCAGUGCUCCUCUGCCGGGGACAAUCCCCUGGACCCCAACUACCUGCCCCCUCAUUACCGUGAGGAAUACCGAAUGGCAAUUGAUGCCCUGGUUGAAGUUGACCUGGAGGGUUACUAUGGGUUUCUUCAGAAAGCAGAUGUGGUUGAUUUCUUAUCCUGUUCAGAGAUUGAGUAUAUCAAAUGCAUGGUUCAGGCUCCACAUCAUAUUGCCCAACCAGAGAGGCGAUGCAUGGCUGAAGAUGUAGAUGGCUCUUCUGAUACUUACUGGCCAGUACAUUCAGACCAUGAUGCUCCCAGCCUGGACCUAGGCUGGCCGCAGCAAUUCAGAUUUAUUGGACCCACUGAGGUCACUACAUUGGUGAACCCGCCUGACCCCGAGAUGCCCAGUAUCAAGGAGCAAGUCCGCAGAAUGAUCAAGAAUGCAAAACAAGUUAUCGCUGUGGUAAUGGAUAUGUUUACAGAUGUUGAUAUCUUUGCUGAUAUCCUUGGUGCAGCGAAACGUGGUGUAGCUGUUUAUGUUCUUCUUGAUGAAAUGAAUGCUCACCAUUUUGUUGCAAUGGUCAACAACUGUAGGGUGAAUCUGGAUGAAAUAAAAUUCAUGCGGGUAAGAACUGUAUCUGGUAGUACCUAUCACUGCCGAACAGGAAAGACCUUUAAGGGUCAGAUGAUGGAUCGCUUUAUACUGGUAGACUGCAGAGCUGUUUUAAGUGGCAACUAUAGCUUUAUGUGGUCUUUUGAGAAGAUACAUCGCUGUCUUGCUCAUCUCUUUUUGGGACAGCUUGUAACCACCUUUGAUGAAGAGUUUCGGAUUCUCUUUGCCCAUUCAGAGCCACUGGUUGUUGAAAAUGUUUUGGCAAAUAUGCAGCACUCUAGUGGAGAACCUGAAAGCUACUACAACACAGAAAAGACCCACAUGUUAAACAGAGAAUAUCCAACCAUGGGCAUGGAAUUGGCUGGCCAUACUACAGAAGAUAGUUUGGGUUACAAAAUGUUACCUUUUAGGAGUGAAUCCAUCCACAGUGCAGCAGAAGCAAAUCCCUCUAUUCAGAGGAACAUGAACCUGCAUGCUGCCCAGCAAUAUAGAGGGGACCAUCAAUUUAUAGAGCACGGAAGGCAAAUGAGAGGACCAAAUGAAACGGUUGGCUCCAAAGGACAUAGCUCUGAAAAUAUUCCUGAUUAUGAAUAUAUUCCCCCUGAAAACCAUCUAACAAUAAGAGGAAGGCAGUACAUGGAGGGAGCAAUUCCCCAUGGUGGUCACUUUGCACAGGAACCACGUAUUCACAAGGGAGCUGGAUUACAAUCUGGUUAUGACAUGUAUGGAAGGUGUAGAGGCCAAGGCCAACACAUUGAUCAGUUUUCAGGGCCUGCCUACCCUCAUGAGGUAGAUAAGGAUGAACCACCUGGAGCUUAUGACCAUAUUCAAAGAUACCUGCAGUCUCAACCUGCUAUGGAGGAAGGACAUGAUCCAAUAAAUUUAAUACCACCUGUGCAGUCCAAUCUCAAGAGACAUAGCAUGGGACAUUCUUAUACAUGUCAGACCUCCCCAACACAACCAAACCCACCAGAACAGAAACAUUUAUUCAAUGUAAACCGCAAAGCACAGGAUGUGAGUCAAAAGCAAGGCCUGCGGGACUGGAGAAUCAGCUCAUACCUUAGUGCAUAUGAUGAUGCAGGAGAGCUGGAUUUAGCUGAACUUGAAGGAUCCACUGCAUGUGAUGACAUUCCAUGUUUUACGCAAGAAGCUCCUUGUGGCCCCAUACGUCCUGAAAUUAGACUAGGAAAUAGAGAGUUUAACAGGAUACCUUCACCUAAGGAAAAUACCAUGUUUGCCAAAAUUCAGAAUAAUUCUAUUGUGCCUGACAGUUCAGUUAAUCAUCCAUAUAACUUAUCACAAAGAAAUAUCAAAACAACACCAGCAUCAACUUCAGAGUCUUCUUGCACCACUGAGGGUGACAAAGUGGAGGAGACACAGAAUAGAGAACAUAAAGAGACUAGCCGGAUAAGUGAAGAGUUCCUCAGGAGGAAACCCAACCAACAAGUCCAGAGGAGUUCCAGACUGAGACACUCGCUGAUAUUCAGUUCAAAUUUGGAUUUGCAUGCAUCAGAAGAGAUGAAAGAUACUGGUGAAGAAAAAGAUGGAGAUGAAGCUUCAAAACUUUCAGCUCGUGUGUCACAAAUCUUGGAUAAAAGGAGAACUGGUUCUCCAUUUCAACCAUUUCAGUGGAGCAGUUUGGCAAAGCCAGCCACAUUUGAUAACUCUGCCUCAGAGUCUGCACAGCCUGAGGAUAAACUGAACAAAAUGGGUGAAACUUCUGAUGUAGAUAAGGUUACAGUUCCUGGAACAAACAGCCAAAGAGAUGAAUCUAAUUUAUUGCAAAAGUCAUCUUCUUUCAUAGAUAUGAAUGACCCUGACUGUAGGCUGAGGUAUUUCAAAGAGUUAGCAGCCAAACGCAAACUUGCAGCAGCAAAGGCUUCUCAGAGCAAUCCUAUGAAAGCCACCCAAAAGUUUACUCUACCAGAGAAACCUUCAACUAUUGAUGCAGAUAAAGAAACAGGACAUGUUUUCAAGAUCCCAGAAACUCCACUCAAGUCAAAAAAUACCUCUGUCACAGAGAUUAAAGAAACCUAUAAAGACACCAAAUGUGAGGAAUCGAGUAAAGACAUCCUACAUAGAGCUACUGAUGCUGAAAAAAUUAGAUUUAAGAAACAACUUGCAGAAAUGUCUGGCUCAUCUUUAAAAAAUUUCAAGGGAGACAUUGAACAAGCACUAAAAGAAGAGUCUGCUGCGGUGGGGAAAAACGUUUCCCUGCACCCCUCUGCUACAGAAAGUGGAACUUCAAAAGACUUCCCUAUUACAACAGAAACGGACUCUUUCGAACGGCCAACUGCAGCAAAAGGUGAAUCAUCACAUCACUUCACCACAAUUAAAGGAGACUCUUCUCAACAUCAAAUGGAGACAGACCUUCCUCAAAAGUCUACUGCACUGGAGACAGAUUCUUCCCAGCAACCCACUGCAACAGCAACUGACUCUUCCCAGCAGCCCACUGCAACAGAGACAGACUCUUCCCAGGAGCCAACUGCAACAGAGACAGACUCUUCCCAGAAGCCCACUGCAACAGAGACAGACUCUUCCCAGCAGCCCACUGCAACAGAGACAGGCUCUUCCCAGCAGCCCACUGCAACAGAGACUGACUCUUCCCAGAAGCCCACUGCAACAGAGACAGACCCUUCCCAGCAGCCCACUGCAACAGAGAAUGAUUCUUCCCAGCAACCCACUGCAACAGAGACAGACUCUUCCCAGAAGCCCACUGCAACAGAAACAGGCUCUUCCCAGCAGCCCACUGCAAAAGAAACAGGCUCUUCCCAGCAGCCCACUGCAACAGAGACUGACUCUUCCCAGAAGCCCACUGCAACAGAGACAGACCCUUCCCAGCAGCCCACUGCAACAGAGAAUGAUUCUUCCCAGCAACCCACUGCAACAGAGACUGACUCUUCCCAGCAGCCCACUGCAACAGAGACUGACUCUUCCCAGCAGCCCACUGCAGCAGAGACAGGCUCUUCCCAGCAGCCCACUGCAACAGAGACAGACUCUUCCCAGCAGCCCACUGCAACAGAGACAGACUCUUCCCAGCAGCCCACUGCAACAGAGACAGACUCUUCCCAGCAGCCCACUGCAACAGAGACAGGCUCUUCCCAGCAGCCCACUGCAACAGAGAGAGACUCUUCCCAACAGCCCACUGCAACAGAGAGAGACUCUUCCCAGCAGCCCACUGCAAUAGAGACAGGCUCUUCCCAGCAGCCCACUGCAACAGAGAGAGACUCUUCCCAACAGCCCACUGCAACAGAAACAGGCUCUUCCCAGCAGCCCACUGCAAAAGAAACAGGCUCUUCCCAGCAGCCCACUGCAACAGAGACUGACUCUUCCCAGAAGCCCACUGCAACAGAGACAGACCCUUCCCAACAGCCCACUGCAACAGAGAGAGACUCUUCCCAGCAGCCCACUGCAAUAGAGACAGGCUCUUCCCAGCAGCCCACUGCAACAGAGACUGACUCUUCCCAGCAGCCCACUGCAGCAGAGACAGGCUCUUCCCAGCAGCCCACUGCAACAGAGACAGACUCUUCCCAGCAGCCCACUGCAACAGAGACAGACUCUUCCCAGCAGCCCACUGCAACAGAGACAGACUCUUCCCAGCAGCCCACUGCAACAGAGACAGGCUCUUCCCAGCAGCCCACUGCAACAGAGAGAGACUCUUCCCAACAGCCCACUGCAACAGAGAGAGACUCUUCCCAGCAGCCCACUGCAAUAGAGACAGGCUCUUCCCAGCAGCCCACUGCAACAGAGAGAGACUCUUCCCAACAGCCCACUGCAACAGAGACAGGCUCUUCCCAGAAGCCCACUGCAACAGCAACUGAUUCUUCCCAGCAGCCCACUGCUACACAGACAGACUCUUCCCAGCAGCCCACUGCAACAAAGACAGACUCUUCCCAACAGCCCACUGCAACAGAGACAGACUCUUCCCAGCAGCCCAUUGCAACAGAGACCAACUCUUCUGAACAGCCCACUGCAACAGAGAAUGACAAUUCCUGGGAGCCCAUUGCAGCAGACACAGACUCUUCCCAACAGCCCACUGCAAAAGAAACAGACCCUUCCCAGCAGCCCACUGCAACAGACAAAGACUCUUCCCAGCAGCCCACUGCAACAGUCACAGACUCCUCAGACACAGACUUUUCCCACCAGCCCAUUGCAACAGAGACAGAUUCUUCCCCUGAGCCCACUGCAGCAGUCAUAAACACUUACCAGAAAUCCACUUCAACAGUCACAGACUCUUUCCAGAAGAACACUGUAACAGCCACAAACUCUUUCCAGCAGUCUGUUCCAACAGAGACUGACUCGUCCCAGCACCUCAGUAUAACAGAAAGUGAGCUACCCCAAAAUCCCACCAAAAUGGAGACAGACACCUCCAAACAUCCUAUUGAAACAAAAAAUGAAUCCCUUCAAGGCAUCACUGCAAACAACAACCUUAGAGAUGACACUAAAGUUCUUUUAGAGCAAAUUUCAGCAAAGAACCAAAGCAGAUCUUCCCAGUCCAAGCAGACUCUUGAUGCACCCAACGAAGCCAAAAAGGGUGAGGCCUCAUGA